GGCGGGGCCGCGCCGGCGGCGGGGAGGAGCCGGGCCAUGGCGACCGCGGAGGGCGGCGUGCGCGCGGGGCGGGCGUCCUGCUCCGGAGCCCGGCCUGGCGGGGCCCAGUGCCGCGCGGCAGGAGCGGUGGGGCCGCCCCCGGGACGGAGCGGCGGCGGAGCCCUGCGGGCCGGGGAGCGCACCCCCGCGGCCGUGGAGAAGCGGGGCCCGUACAUGGUGGCGCGCGCUCCCUCCCUUCAGGCCAAGCUGCAGAAGCACCGGGAGCUGGCCAGGGCGGUGCUGCGGAGGAAGGGCGUCCUGGGGGCCGCGGCCUUCCGCCCCGACUCAUCGGCGAGGAGGUCGGUCAAGUUUAACAAGGGCUACACGGCGCUCAGCCAGAGUCCAGAUGAAAACCUGGUGUCCCUCGACUCGGACAGUGACGGGGAGCUGGGAUCCAGAUACUCCUCCGGGUACUCCUCUGCAGAGGCAAGUUCCGCACAGCACCGCCGCUCUGCCAAAUGCUUGUUUGGCGCCUGCUGCGUGCGGGGCACGGCGCCAGCUUCCGGUCUGCCCUCCUCCCCCAGCAGAGCAGGUGACCCAGGAAGUGAGCCGGCAGCUGCUGCAGGACGGGUAUCACCUGGAUGAGGUGCCCGACGACGAGGACCUGGACCUCAUCCCCCCUAAGCCCGUGGCCUCUUCCGCGUGCUCCUGCUGCUGGUGCUGUCCCGGGGACUCUUCCUGCACCCUGCAGUAGGCACGGCCGCCCACGGGGCCCUGCCGCGGAACACUGGAGGCACUGACCGCCUGCGGGGCGGCAGGUGGAGUCCUGCACUGUCCUCUGCUGGAGCAGACCUGGGAGAACCGCUGAGGGCGGCGUCCUGGUUCUGGCAGUGGGUGACGCGGUGCUGUCGGGGAGGACAGGGCAGGCUGCGUGCCCGGGCCGGGCUGGGCUGGGGCAUUGUUGGAGGUACAGAGGGCUGGGACCAGUUCCGGAACUCCAUGUGCCCUACUUCCCUCCCUGGCUCUGAGAUGGGUUGCCGUUGCUGCUGUUUGACCUUUGUCCUUCAGGUUGCACCUGUCCGGCUUUGGCAGGGAACAGGCAGGUAGCCUGAUGGCUUCCGGUGUGCCUGGCCGUGGGUGGGGCUUGCCCACCUGGUCCAGCUGUCAGGCAGGUUUAGUGACGGUCAGCCCCGCCCCGGCUGGCCCUGGAGGCCUGCAGUGUCGUGGUUGCCAGCAGAGGGAGCUGCAGGGAGCAGUCAGUGUGUGGGUGCACCUGCGUGGGUUUAGGCCUAAACCGAUGCUCACAGACAGGAUCGGGGGGACCUAAGGCAGGUCUGGGCCCCACCUGAGGACAUCCUGUGACAUCCCCAGCACAGCACAGCUUCUCUGGCCCUCGGCCGGGGCACAGCACGCGGGCAUUGUUUCCCACAACCCCCUGGACAGCAGUCUGCUUUUCCAGGCCUCUGGAGUUUUCUCGUGGCCUCCUUGUUUUGUGUGAAAGGGAGUGGAUAGCGUCCCCGGGGCCGAGGCAAGGCAGGAUGGGGAAUGAGGUGAUGAGGCCCUGUGGCCACUAGGGGCAGACGAGGGGCGGCACAGGCUGCUGGGGAGAGCCCUGCUUGUCGCCUGUCCGCUGUCCUCGGCAGGGAGUCCCUGCUGGCCUUGGUGGGCUUGUCUCAGUGUGUCAGUGUGAGGCCAAGGAGACUCCUGCUGUCCAGGGCCACGGCUGACUACUGCUGGCGGCUUCGUAAGGAGAAGGGACUGAGCUGGGCCGUUCACCGGGGCCUGGGCUGCCCAGCCUGCAGGGCGUGGGAACACCACCAUUCGGAAUCUCGCUGUCCAGGCCUUCCUGCUUCUGCAGAGGUGGAGCGCACGUGUGGGAAGGGAUCGGACGUAGGGCAGGUUUGAGAGGGGGGGCGCCCAGGGCAGCCAGGUGUGGAGCCACAUCUCUGGGCAGUUGGUCAGGGAGGAGGCGCCUGGGAGAGCAGGUAGCAGGCCUCCAAAGGCCAGGCCCGAGCGGUGCUGUGGUCAGCGCUGCUGCGCGUGGCUGUGGCCGUCCCUGGAGAGGCGGGUCCGGAGCUGGGCCACCUGUGUCCGGGCACCAUGCCUCGUGGAGGCACGGCAGGCCCAGAGCAAGAGGCCGCAGUGAGGCGGGGUGGAAACGGCCACUUGGGCCAGGGGCCGCAGGCUGAACACCUGCAGAGGCACGGAGCCGCACUGCCUUACCUCUGAGGGCUGGGUGUCUGCAAGGAGGCGCCGCAUGGGGUUUGCGCCACCAGGCUUGCUCUUGUCCAGCUCUGUAUGUUACAAUAAACACAGUCCUGCUGCUUGA
Oryctolagus cuniculus (rabbit) is the source of this 2308-nucleotide messenger RNA. It is a transcript of the gene FAM219B, whose product is annotated as family with sequence similarity 219 member B. Lineage: Eukaryota; Metazoa; Chordata; Mammalia; Lagomorpha; Leporidae. The record is from RefSeq and is a predicted model, not a curated record.